AUGCGAACUCACCAAGCUGAUUAUAGUAACGAUAGAAAAGCCAAUGUUUUACAGGGUUAUGUUGAGACAAAACAUCCAGAAGAAAGGCGUAUUCUUGAGUAUUUUAGGACAUUAGAUGUUCCCGAAGCGACUGCACUCUUAGAUGGAGCUCCACGAGUUCGUCCAGAUCCUCCCGUUAAUCAGUCUAUGGAAGCGCAAGGGCAAAAGACUGCGCUGAAGGGGCAAGACAGUGAAUCGGGAUGGUCAAUGACGAUUCUCGUGAUAGCGGGAGCAGGAGCUGUAUUUGUAGUGCUGUGUCUCAUAAUCAUAGCUUGCUCUCCAUUUAUAAUCAAAUUUCGCAGGGCAAGGCGCAAGAAAUGGCUCGAACGGACGUGGGAUAUGCGUGUACGGGAGGCGGCGCUGGAAUUGGAACAACAGUCAGCAGAACAGAAGAACAAGAAGAAAAAAGGAAUGAGAAGGAGAGGGGUUGAACGUUUGGGAUCCGCGGAACCUUCUAAAGAUGGAUCAAAAGAAAAAUCAAAAGAAUCCGGUUCUAAAGAUAGGUGUGGAUCUAAGGAAGGACCUGGUUCAAAAGAUCCCAUUGUCCCGAAAGCGCUAUUCCUAAAGCACGGGGAUGAUCCUUUCGGUUCCCAUGAGUCAAAGUAUACACCUGUUAAUCUACCAGCGAAUCAACCGAACAAUCAACCACCUGGACCACCCGCACCACAGCAGUGCAGGUUUGGUCAGCCAUAUAAUCAAGGCCGCAUGUGA
Messenger RNA from Cooperia oncophora, 750 nucleotides. The record is from the annotation of a GenBank genome assembly. NCBI's taxonomy places the organism in Eukaryota, Metazoa, Nematoda, Chromadorea, Rhabditida, Trichostrongylidae.